Oreochromis niloticus (Nile tilapia) is the source of this 7317-nucleotide messenger RNA. It is a transcript of the gene dgki, whose product is annotated as diacylglycerol kinase, iota. The record is from RefSeq and is a predicted model, not a curated record. NCBI's taxonomy places the organism in Eukaryota, Metazoa, Chordata, Actinopteri, Cichliformes, Cichlidae. Gene Ontology annotation, molecular function: protein binding; ATP-dependent diacylglycerol kinase activity. Gene Ontology annotation, biological process: phospholipase C-activating G protein-coupled receptor signaling pathway. Gene Ontology annotation, cellular component: plasma membrane; glutamatergic synapse. Bases 423 to 3161 code for a protein of 912 amino acids. The transcript has 34 exons.
GUAGCUCACUGCCAGUUGGUCUGGGGGCUCGUGAGUGCAGUUCAGUCUGUUGUCCAGGCGGCUGCGCGUGCUGCCGUGCUCGGCUGCACUAUAUAAAAGCGGUCAGCGGCCAAAUCCCACACAGCCGCUUACAGCGUUACGGGGUUUUUUUCUAUUAUCGCGCCGGAGUAGUUAGACUCUCCUUUUCACCGCCGGCAUCGGCGUCCCCUCAGUACCCGGAGGAGAGGGGGUCCAGCGUGGCGUGACACCGCGAGGAGCGACCAGCAUGGACCCCAAGCGAAGGAUCGCACCAGCCCGGCGGCGGGGGCUUAAGCGGGCGCCCGGCCUCUCUCGGAGCUGACGGGGGUGACUCGGAGUCCGGAGCCGGCUCGGAGGAGGCUGCCGUGGGCUGCUGCAGCGACACGUUCAGCAGCCUGCCUGACAUGGAGCAAGAGACUCUGGAGGAGAAAUUGAGGGGACUGGCGUUCAGAAAACAGACGUCGUAUCGGAAAGCCAUCUCCCGCUCAGGCCUCCAUUACCUUGGCCCACCUCAGCCCUCGCUUCCUCCUGCGUCCAACGGCCCCACCAAGGAGCUACGUACCUGCGUGGACUGGACGGAGAACGCAGUGAACGGGGAUCACCUGUGGAUGGAGACAAGCUGCUCGGGAGAGCUCUGUUAUCUCGGAGAGGACACCUGCGUGCAAAAGACAGCUAAGUCGGCCCCCAGGAGGAAAUGUGCAGCCUGUAAGAUUGUUGUUCACACCGGCUGCAUGGAGCAACUAGAAAAGAUAAACUUCCGAUGUAAGCCGACCUUCAGAGAGGGAGGAUCCCGAACCCUGAGAGAUAACAUCCUCAGACACCACUGGGUUCACAGACGACGACAAGAGGGGAAAUGUAGACAGUGUGGAAAGAGUUUUCAGCAGAAGUUCUUCCACAGUAAAGAAAUCAUCGCCAUCAGUUGUUCGUGGUGUAAACAGGCCUUCCACAACAAGGUGACAUGUUUCAUGCUGCACCAGAUAGAGGAGCCGUGUUCACUGGGGGCCCACGCCGGAGUCAUAGUACCACCGUCCUGGAUCAUCAAAGUCAGGAAACCACAGAGCUCCCUAAAGAACUCUGCCAGAAGAAAAAAGCGGACAUCUUUCAAACGAAGGACAAGCAAGAAGGGAUUAGAUGAGUCUAAAUGGCGUCCGUUCAUGCUGAAGCCUCUCCCCUCUCCCCUCAUGAAGCCCAUCUUGGUUUUUGUGAAUCCAAAGAGCGGCGGCAACCAGGGUGCCAAAGUGUUACAGAUGUUUAUGUGGAUCUUGAAUCCUCGUCAAGUCUUCGACCUUUCGCAGGGUGGACUGCGCGAGGCGUUGGAGUUGUAUCGCAAAGUGCCAAAUCUGAGGAUCCUUGCCUGUGGAGGAGAUGGCACGGUGGGGUGGAUCCUGUCUGCUCUCGAUGAGCUGCAGAUGAAUCCCCAGCCUCCGGUCGCUGUGCUUCCUCUGGGAACAGGAAAUGACCUCGCCAGGACGCUCAACUGGGGUGGGGGCUACACGGAUGAACCAGUGUCCAAGGUUUUGUGUCAUGUGGAGGACGGUUCGGUGGUGCAGCUGGACAGGUGGAACCUCUUAGUAGAAAAGAGCUCUGCCCAGCCAGAGGAGGGCACACAGAAGCUGCCCUUGAACGUGUUCAACAACUACUUCAGCCUUGGCUUCGACGCGCACGUCACCCUGGAGUUCCACGAGUCCAGAGAGGCCAACCCAGAAAAGUUUAACAGUCGCUUCCGCAACAAGAUGUUCUAUGCAGGAGCUGCGUUCUCAGAUUUCCUCCAGAGGAGCUCCAGGGAUUUGUCCAAGCACGUCAGAGUGGUGUGUGAUGGCACAGAUCUCACUCCCAAGAUCCAGGAGCUGAAGUUCCAGUGCAUAGUGUUUCUAAACAUUCCCAGAUACUGUGCUGGCACCAUGCCGUGGGGAAACACGGGAGACCAUCGAGACUUUGAACCUCAGCGGCAUGACGACGGCUGCAUCGAGGUUAUCGGCUUCACCAUGGCCUCGCUGGCAGCGCUGCAGGUUGGAGGUCACGGAGAGAGACUUCACCAGUGCAGAGAGGUCGUCCUCACUACCUACAAGACUGUACCUGUUCAGGUGGACGGCGAGCCGUGUCGACUGGCUCCAUCCACUCUCCGCAUCUCUCUUCGAAAUCAGGCCAACAUGGUCCAGAAGAGCAAGAGACGCACCUCUGUGCCCCUGCUCAACGAUAUUCAGAAGGUGUGUGCAGCUGAUCUGCGCCGCCUCUCUGCUCCCCCUGACUCCUUCUCUGUUCCUCACGCUGUUCCAGAUCGUCUGCGUCUUCGAGUGAACCGGAUCAGCCUCCAGGAGUACGACAGGCUGCAGUAUGACAAGGAGCGGCUACGAGACAUAUCCAUCCCUGUUGGCAUAGUGGUGGUGAGGGGGGACUGUGACCUGGAGACCUGCAGACUUUAUAUUGACAGAUUACAAGAGGAUUUACACCAGGCGCCAUCUACUGGCCACAGAGUGCACUACCAGGAUGAAAGCAGAGGUGUCCCUCGGACCAGUUCAACCAGCAGACUGUCUGCCAACUGGAGCUUCUUGGAUUCCACGUCAGCUGACCGCUUUUAUCGCAUCGACAAGGCUCAGGAGCAUCUCCAUUUCGUGACAGAAAUCUGUCAGGAUGAAGUGUUCAUCCUGGACCACGAAACUCCAGUGGCGAGCCAGGGCUCGUCCACGGGGAUGCCUGAUCUGGUGGUGGAGCCCACUGCCAGCGCUCCGCUGACAUCAGACGAACAAGCUCUGCUGACAGCUGCAAGUUCUGGGGACCUCUCCACGCUCUCACAGUGUGUGGAUCGAGGCGUCAGUUUGUUGGUCCGAGACUCUGGGGGUUGUUCAGCAUUGCAUUUAGCUGCUCAGAGCGGACACGCAGACCUGGUCCGCUACAUACUGCAACAAGGCUCCAAGGUUCUUCUGGAUUUAACAGACACAGAGAGAGGUGACACUGCAUUGCACAAAGCAGCAUCAGGGAAGCAGCACGCAGUGUGUCGACUACUGGUCGAGGCCGGAGCGUCACUAGAGAAGACCAACUUCCAGGGGAAGACGCCGGCAGAACAAGCCGAUGGAGAUGCUGAGCUCGCCGCCUACCUGAGCUCAUCGUCCGCGAGCCACGAAGACCUGGAGACGGCCGUGUGAUCGCGAACACGCUCGCGCACUCUCUGUGUCGCUCUGGACUCUGCUCGCGCUCGACGUGGAGAGGAAAACGUUUGGAUUCGACUCUUCGGGCGGAGAAGUUGGGAGACGAGCCAGAGGAGAUGAACUGCUUCAGCUCGCAGCAGCACUGCAGAGGAGAUUUUACUGGUCUACUAUUUAUUUGUAUUUAUUUAUUCAUAUUCUAUUUAUUGGUUGUGCCGAUUGAGUGAGUGACUGAUCGUAGGACUAUCAGGAUGCAAGUGCAAUUGGACCAGCCGUCACAUGUCGUGAGUUCACCUGUUUCUCAUCUUAUAAGGGAUUCAUGCAUAUUUUACUCCCUGAGACUUCUGCAGUGGUUUAAAGUGUAUUAAGUGUCAUUUCAGCGCUCGUAGGAACAGUAAAAGUUUUUGUUUGUCCCUUAAAACGUGUGCCAAAGACAUUGCACUAACGUAAUGUCACAUCUCGUCUAAAAUUUCAGUCAUUUUCCCAUCAUCUGUCACAUGGUUUGAUUUCCACACCUUCACGAAACUUUCUUACGCCCGUGUCAUUAAAUAUGCAACACUAGCGUGUGCAAUCACGUGCUGCCCCCUAAGUCACACAUCACAAAAUAAAACUAACAUAUCCUCCCCGGGUGCACUCGUCCUGAAGUGCUUGUAAUGUUUUCCACUUUCGGCUUCUGGCGAGUCCCGACUCGACGCCACUUUAUAUCCUAUCAGAGUCGUUGCUCCGCUUGUCAGAUGAUUCAAAAAUCAUCUCCACAGAGCUUUCUGACUCCUUCAAGCAGCCGAUUACUUCCCGGAACACUUAGUGGACUAAAUGUGUCACAUUUUCUACAGUAAAAACCAUGAUUCAGAGCCACGUGUACAGAUGAGUUUUUAAAAGGUUUUUCAAAAUGAGGCUCUGCUCUUGCCCACUUUUAACAUUUAUUUUCAUUUUAUGUCUGCUUCACUGGAUCAUUUCUCCAACGUCUUGGCAUAUGUUGGAGUCUGAGAGGUUCACAAAGAGAUCUUUAAACUAAAGCUGCGAUUGAGUUAUUCACUUGUUUAAAAAUUUAUUGUGGCAAACAUGAUGGAGGACUUUAUUUUCCCCACAGCAGCCACACACAAAAAAUUACACAGGCUGAUAUUAGACAAGUGUAAAUGUAUUUCUGCUGAUAUUCUCACCCAAAAUUUCCAGUGUUUGUUUAACUUCGUCUGCAAACAUUUCUAAAAAAUGUCCAAAAGUGUUGUUUAUUGAAAGGCUUCUGAUGCACAAACUUCAAAUAAGCAGCAGACUGUUUUCGCUCCAAAUCCUCGUCCUGCAAGUCUCUCGGCUACGAGGGGAAAAUCCCCACUCACGCUCCCAUGGGUGCAACGAGAGCGGUCACCCAGUGAAAUAUAACCCCUCGCUCAUCUUUAGCCGAUCAGUCAGUGAUUUCUCAUAGAAGCUAUAAGUAUUUAGCUCUACUUGCACUGUCAGUAAUCCACAACAAUUCAAAACACGUAGGCAGUUUGACAUCAGACAAAAAGAUCAAACCUGUGAAAGCUUUCAACUUUUCACCUAGUUUUCUCACAAACUUCUUUUAACUACAGCUUUCUCUCCGAGUACAAACAACACACAGAACAAGUGACCGAGUGGGAUCAUUUAUGACUCCAGUCAUAUCUGUGUAUGUGCUGCUGUGACAUUUUUAUAACCAAUUAUGACUUUAUCAUUCGGAUUGUAUAACAUUUAAUAGAUUUUUAAUUAAAGAUGUCUGUUUUUUUAGCAUUAUAAGCUUUGAUUUUACUGGAAAUGACCAUUUCUAAUCACUACACUAUAGAAAGGCAUGUACGUUAUAUGGACCAAACAUAAGCUGCUCAGCCAUGCAGCUGAAAGACUCUGUUAUAUUGGGACAUUAUACACAUAAAAGAAACAUUAUGGCUAAGAUGAACACAAAUAGAGCCACAACAAGAAAAUCAUAACAUCAUGAGUGACCCCACCCGGUUGUUUGAGUAGCUAAAACCUCUUGUAGAUACCAAAAAGCAGCAUUUUUUGGCUCUUUCUGGGAUCCCAGAGAGUACAAAAAUAACGGAAUAAUCACGUGUUUCAGCAACCAUAAGCUCAUUAACUGAUGGAAAAUUAAUCACAUUUGUGUCAUAGAAAUGCCUAAAAUGUGCCGAUCUCUGUCACAUUUGUGGAUAUGUGCUUGUUUUCUUUGUCAUAUUUCUAAUAUUUUGCUUGUCUUGGUGAGAUAAAGGUGAUAAAGGUUUUGCUCUGGGAGCUGUUUUGUGAAAUUUCUUAGCCAAAACAAACAAAAAAAGAACUCAUAUUUCAGAACAACACAGGACUCCGACUCUUUUUGUGGACAAAAUUAGUGCUGAACCAUCAAACCAGUGACCGGACCAAGUGAUAGUGAGAGGGGACCAGUAUUAGCCCAGUAUGGAGGGAAUAAAACUAACCCAAGAUUCCCAACGUUCGCGUUUGAAAGCAUUUUUGGACGAUAGACCAGAGUCUGUUUAAAAAAUGGGAGAUUUAAAGUGUUUUCAUUGCAAUGUUUCUUUCAAACUAAGAUUUUAACUUUUCACAGUUGGAUAGUGUGUAUCUGGUACUCCUGAUGUGUGCGUGGGUGUGUGUACGUGCAUGUGUGUGUGUGUCUGUGUGUGUUUGCAGCAUUUGUCUAAGAAUAAAUUAAAAUCUGAGCCAUAUUCAAUGCAAUAUGAAUAGAUUAUGUCUUUUUGUUUUUGCAUUUUUAUGUUACUCAUUUACAUUACAUUAAUGUUUGUAACACGUUCGAGCAUUUAGCACCGAUGAGUACUGAACGUGCGGUUUUACUUCAGUGCUGGUUGGGAAAAUGAUUCUUGUUUCGUUUGUUCUUUUCUUUUGAGCGCAUGUAUGUCAGUGGAUUGAAACGACCCUGUGAGCUCUGCUGUAACCUGUGCUGAUAUUUGCAGGACAAAAUGCUCUCCCAAAUAUUUAAGGGGACAUUGUAAAGAGUCAUGAUCAGCCAUCGUAAAAGUCUGGCUCCCAAAGUCCCCGCUUACGUUUGGCUUUUCUCCCUUUCCCUCAAAAUUCAAACUAUUAGUCGCCAAGUUGUGUCCCCUGGUUUCCGGUACAUCACAGAUUGGCUCUGGAGUCCCUUCAGUGUCUUAGACAGCAGAUACCCUAAUAUGGUUAUCUCAAGCACAUGCCUCUGACUGUGACCUCCCCCACCACCUGCUGUUCAAACAUUACAUUUCUUUUUUUACUGCUGUACUGAAGCAAGUCCACUUCUGAGCUCAGACACACCGACCAGUGAACUAAAGAGAGAAGAAUGAGUAAAUAUGUACUGACGGGGUGUUGGUGCUUCGCAAGCACAACUAUUCCUGUGCAGAGACAAUCCCGCAGAGGCACCUAUUUGUGAAAUAUAUGUAAAAUUUAAGAGCGGUAAAAACAUUUGCAGCUGAGUCUAUUUUCACUGCACAAUUACCAACCAAUCAGAUCGAUCAGAUCUCUCUGCUCUGUUUUACCAAGGGUUAAAACGUAAGAUGAGUAAAGUCUCUUUUAUUCUAGAGCUUUAUUGUUUAAACGCUUCGAAUGUUCUUAGAAUUUCUUGACUGAAUCCACACUUUAAACGUUCAGAGCCGAUGUCUCGCUCUCUUUCUCUGCGGAGGUUUCUUGUUGCAGGAUGGCUUCCACAAGCCAGAUAUCAAACUCUUAACACUUCCUCUGAAUUUCAGCAGAUUACGUAACAGACAAAAUGUGUACAAUAAAACCACGAACUGAUCAUUUCCAGGAAGUGACUGUGCUCAUGUAAGCUAUGUUCGUUAUGAGCAGCACGCACACACACAAACACACACACAUACACAGGCUUAUUAUCACUCUUUCUAUUGAGUAGAAACAUGACUUUGAAUUAAACUGUGUCUAUCAUCAGCGUUGGUUAUGCAUGUCCUUUAUUUUCUUACCUCCCUGGGAUUAUGUUCUGGUAAUGGCAUAAAAAAAAAUGGCAUUAUUGAUGUUUUAACUGUUCAAUUGUUAUAAUUUUAAAUGAUUUAUACUCAAGUUUCUUCUAAGGCUGGGCACGUGGUUUUGUUUUGUUAUGUUUUAGUUUUGUUUUUUUGCUUUUGUAUUUUAUUUUUCUGCUACUGAUGAUGAUGAUGAUGGGAUUACUUGAAGUUUGUUGUUUUUAUUUUGUUAUUUGGUAAAAGAAGAUGUGACGCUGUUG